GUAAAAGUUGACAAAUCCUUUUUAUAAUUUCCUUACAUAAACCCAUUUAGAUAAAUUGGUUUGAAACAAAAGUAUGAUCAUAAAUUAUAAUUAUCUGGUUAUAAUUGUAAUUAAUAGUCAAAUAGGAAAAAAAUAAACCCGCAUGCAUGCUAAUAAACUAUUCUUAUUAAACAAUGAGAUAAAAAAAGAUUACGUGCAAGUGGAAUUGUUUUCACACGUGCAUUCAAAGACGCACAGGAAAGUUGCAGUUUAAACGUUAAUGUCUUUCAUAUUAAAAGUUAACAAAAAAGAAAAAUUGUGAAAAAAAUAUUUUUACUGAUGCGCAAUCGAGAAAAUUUUAUUUAUUAAGCAGAAAAAUAUUUUGUAAACAAAGUUCGCUAAAACAAGAAAAAAGGAAAAAGAAAAUUGAAAUGAUGAAAUAUUUUCUAUUACUAAUGCACUUUGUUUGCACAUUUGCUCUAAAUGCAGAACCAAGAUUAGAAAUUUCCCAAGGAAAAUUGAAAGGCACUGUUUUUAAGUCGAGAAGUGGUAGAAAAUACUCGGCAUUUCUUGGCAUUCCUUUCGCUCAACCUCCGAUUGGAAAUUUAAGAUUCAGAAACCCUCUGCCAGCGAGAAAUUGGAAUGGUGUGCUGAAUGCGACAAAUUUUGGAAAUGUGUGUCUACAACCAUUCCAAAAUGGAUCUAUUGGAAGUGAGGACUGCCUUUAUUUGAAUAUUUACACUCCACCUGGGGCAAAACAAUUACCGGUGAUGGUCUGGAUUCAUGGCGGUAGUUUCAUUGGAGGAAGUGGCAAUAUAUUCCAUGGGAAUUAUCUUCUAGACAAGAAUAUUAUUUUGAUAACUGUCAAUUAUCGUUUGGGAAUUUUUGGCUUCUUUACAUUAGGCGAUUACAAUAGUCCAGGAAAUUUUGGCUUAAAGGAUCAAGUUCUGGCUUUAAAAUGGGUACAAGAGAAUAUUAGGGCAUUUGGAGGUGAUCCAAGGAAAGUAACAUUGUUCGGAGAAAGUGCCGGUGGAGCGUCAGUCAGUCUUCAUGCAAUUUCAAAAGCAAGCAAUGGACUUUUUCACCAGUACAUUAUUCAAAGUGGCAGUUCUCUCAGUCCUUGGACUUGUCAAGAAAGUAGCAUAUUUAAGGAGCCAGUGAUAAAAAUUGCAAAAAUGGUCAACUGUCCCUACAAUAAUUCGAAAAUUCUCGUUAAUUGUCUAAGAGGGAAAAAAGCGAAAGUGCUGUUAAAUACAGAUUCGGCAUUCGAUACUAGUUUAGGUUUUGCACCGGUAAAAUGGGUACCUACAAUAGAACCUGACAAUAAAUUUGCAUUUCUAGCAGAUAGUCCAAAAAAUCUAAUAGACAAAAAUCAAAUGAAAGAUUUACCAUUCAUGAGUGGCAUUGUUACUGACGAAGGAUUAUUAAUUACUCACAGUUUCUAUGCAAAUGAACAAAUUUAUAAUUUCACGAGAAAUAAUGUGAGACAAUUACUGGCAUUCAUUGCAGAUUAUUUUCUCGCUUUGAACAAUACCAAAGAAUUUGUGACAGAAGUUGAAAAAUUUUAUUUCAACAAUUCAUUUAAUUCAUCAAACAAAUUUGAGUUUUUAAAAGGUUUAACCGAAGUUAUCAGCGACGGCGGAUUUAUUUAUCCAGAAUUGAGAAUGGUACAGAAAGUAACGCCAAAAAUGAAAAAUCCAAAUUAUUUAUAUUCUUUUGGUUUUGCAUUUUCACCAGAAAAUAAUGGCGUUGCCCAUGGCUCAGAUGUAGAAUAUUUAUUUCCAUCUUCAAACGUAAAUUUACAAAUGAGCGAAAUAAUGGUAGAUCUCUGGACUUCAUUUGCUAUAAAUGGAAAACCAACAUCAGAUAAAUUAAAUAAGCCCGACAUUUGGAAACCUUACAAUAUAGAGAAUAAUAUUCAUCUUCAAAUUGGAAACAUUAAUAAUAACAUGGAUCCAACUAUUACACUUUCGAAUUCUUUCUAUUCAAAGCGAAUGAAUUUUUGGCAGACUAAAUAUCCGAUUUAAUUUAUCUCUUUAAUAAUUAUCAAAUACAUAAUAUAUUGUCAGAAAAUAUUUGUUAAUAAAAAGCAAAAUUAAAUCAUAA
Messenger RNA from Leptopilina heterotoma, 2085 nucleotides. RefSeq names its product esterase FE4-like. Lineage: Eukaryota; Metazoa; Arthropoda; Insecta; Hymenoptera; Figitidae. The record is from RefSeq and is a predicted model, not a curated record. The transcript has 6 exons. The coding region runs from base 411 to 2006 and encodes 531 amino acids.